UGAAAACAUUGGUUUCUGUUGAUUAAAUUAUUCAUAUGCUGAAUGCAAUGGCAGCUUGAUGAGCUAAAGGGUAAAGCCUCUUACCAAGUCAUACAUAGACUCUUUAAGCGAGCUAGGAAUCUCAAGCUUGAAAAUUUGCCUACACAUUAUAGUGGCUCAUCCCUUACUCUCAUUGGCUCUCAAAGAAUUCGGCAUUUGAUAUUUAUGUAAGUUUGUCCAAUAUCCCCUCAAAGCGUGCAGGACGAGGAGUGGCAACCUGGAGCUCAAGGCGAUAAAAGACAUUUGUAGGAGUGAUCUACUCCAUUUGCUUGGUUCUAUUCAUUUUAAUUCUGCAGGAUUCUUUUGUUGUUCCAGUUGCUUGUUUUUUUACGUGUAGCUUCUUUACAUUAUUUCUUUUCUUGUUAAUGUUUGUUUACUUUGUC
Molecule: messenger RNA, 422 nt
Organism: Linum tenue
Lineage: Eukaryota; Viridiplantae; Streptophyta; Magnoliopsida; Malpighiales; Linaceae
Source: the annotation of a GenBank genome assembly